This is a messenger RNA of Solenopsis invicta (red fire ant), 3139 nucleotides long. Its product is annotated as copia protein. The record is from RefSeq and is a predicted model, not a curated record. Gene Ontology annotation, molecular function: nucleic acid binding. The transcript has 3 exons. The coding region runs from base 397 to 2391 and encodes 664 amino acids. Gene Ontology annotation, biological process: DNA integration. NCBI's taxonomy places the organism in Eukaryota, Metazoa, Arthropoda, Insecta, Hymenoptera, Formicidae.
UGUUAUAGCGUUUACACGCACAAGAAUGCGCAUUGCGCAGCCAUAUUGUGCAUUGUUGUGCAUUCGUCUUCCACGUGCGAGAAUUUUUGUUCGACGGGCGAUCACGUCCACCUACGGGACGUGAUCGCCCGUUUACCGUUAUUCGCGAUGUUUGCCUAGCGAUACGCUAUCUGGUGGUCAAUUUCGGAACUACUGUAAGUAGGGUCAGCUGUGGUUAUGUUUAUCAUUCAAUUUCGGACAACUAAAGAUAUUUGUGAAUUUUAUUAUUUAUAUCUUCAGUCAUGUCUGCAGAAAAAAAAAUUGCGAUUUUUUCGCCCAAAAAAUGUACAAAAUCAAAAGUAAAUUGCAGUGUACCAGGAUGUGAUUCGACUGCAAUAUUUCAGGCUUUAUCAUUCAAUGGUGGAAACAUAUUUCAAUCAGAAGCUCAGUAGAUUAAGAUGUGACAACGGACGAGAAUAUCUUUCUACAGAAAUGAAGAAUUUCUGCGCUAGUCAAGGAAUUCAAUUUGAAUUUACGAUUAGGUAUACACCACAGCAAAAUGGAGUGGCGGAACGGAUGAAUCGUACUAUCACAGAAAGAGCACGUUGUAUGCUUUUAAAUUCAAAGGUGAGCAAGAGUUUUUGGACAGAAGCAGUUCAAACAGCAGUGUAUUUAAUUAAUCGAAGUCCAACAGAAGCUAUUAAAGGAAAGGUUCCUGCUGAGUUAUGGUAUGGAGAAAAACCGGAUGUUCAAAAAUUAAGAAUUUUUGGAUGUAUUGCCUAUUUACGUUUACCCAAGGAAUUAAUUGGUGGAAAAUUUGAUUCAAGAUCAAAGAAAUGUCGUAUGAUGGGUUACUGUCCGAACGGGUAUCGUUUAUGGUGUCCGGAAGAGAAGAGGAUCAUUUUAGGACAUGAUAUAAUCUUUGAUGAAACAAGGUUUGUUCUUGAUGGAAAUGAAGAUUUUUAUAGAAACGGUCAAAUAGAACAUGAAGAUAAGAAGACGAUUUCAACAAAACAUCAGGAUGAGGAAGCGGAAUUUCAAGAGGAAAGGAUUUCAAGAGACGAAACAAGAAUGAAUAUUAAUAGUUCUGAAGAAAAUGAUUCUUUCGAGAGUGCAAAUGAAGAAGAAAUUGUUCAAAAACGGAGUUCUUGCAGUUCAGAAAGAAAAGAAGAACAGAAGAAUAAAAAACUUAGACGCAGUACAAGACUAAAGACUAAACCCAAAUAUUAUGAUGAAUAUAUUGGAAUAGCUUUAAAUGCUGAAACUUUUGUUGAUGAUGUACCAGAAGAUUAUGAUGAUAUUCAACGGAAAGAAGAUAAAGAAUACUGGUAUAAAGCAGUACAAGAAGAAAUUACCUCUUUAUUGGAGAACAAAACUUGGACUCUUACGAAAUUACCGGAAGGUAAGAAAGCAAUUAACAACAAAUGGGUUUUUAAAAUCAAACGAGAUCAAGAUAACAACGUUCAGCGGUGUAAGGCUCGUCUAGUUGUUAAAGGAUGUGUUCAGAGAAAAGGUUUUGAUUAUAUGGAAACUUAUGCACCAGUUGCACAUAUUAUAACGGUCAGAACACUUUUUUCAUUUAUUAAUCAAAAUAAAUUAUUUACAAGACAGCUAGAUGUCAAGAAUGCCUUUUUGCACGGAAUUAUAGAAGAGGAAAUUUAUAUGAAGAAACCUCAAGGUUUAGAGAAAUCAGAUGGAUUAGUUUGCAAAUUAAACAAAUCUCUUUAUGGACUGAAACAGGCGCCACGAGCAUGGAAUGCUAGAUUUGAUAGUUUUGUAAAAGGACUUAACCUUAAACGUUCAGAAAAUGAUAUGUGUUUAUACUCUCGUAUAACAAAACGAAGCAAGCUGUUUCUUCUACUUUAUGUGGACGAUAUUAUUAUUGCAGCUGAUAAUAAACGAGAAUUAAAAGAAUUAAGAGAUAUGCUAAUGCACGAGUUUCCAAUUACAGACAUGAAGAACCCACAUUAUUAUUUAGGAAUGAAGAUUGAUUUUCGGCAUAAUGGCAUAUUCCUAAGUCAAAAGGCUUUCAUGGAGAGAAUGUUAGAACGGUUCAACAUGACUGAGUGCAAACCAGCUAAAACACCGAUGGAAGCAAAAACAAAGGAGAAAGAAGAUCAUGAAGAAAUCAAAAGUAUUACUGAAACAAAGCCUUAUCGAGAAUUGAUCGGAUGUUUAACGUAUCUGAUGCUUUACACACGUCCGGAUAUUAGUGCAGCAAUUAAUUAUUUUAGUCGUUUUCAGAAUUGUGCUACAGAGAGUUACUGGAUUGGUCUAAAGCGAAUUCUACGUUACAUAAAGGGUACACUGGAAUAUGGAUUGUUCCUACCAAAGAAGAGAAAUAUUAUUCCUCUGCUUGCAUACGUUGAUGCAGACUGGGCCAGUGAUAGCGAUCGGAAAUCUGUUAUUUAAUUCAAGUUUAUGGAGCUACGGUGUCCUGGAUAACAAGAAAACAAACAACGAUAGCUUUGUCGUCAACAGAAUCUGAAUAUGUAGCCUUAGCUACAGCAGCAAUUGAUAUUUUAUGGUUUAUUAAAUUGUUACGCAAUUUUGGACAUGACUGUGAUGAACCAAUUACUGUUUUUGAAGAUAAUCAAUCUUGUAUACAUUUACUAAAUAAAUGGGAACAUUGUAGACUGAAACAUAUUGACAUUAAAUAUAAUUUUGUUAAAGAUCUGUGUAGUAAAAGAAAGUUGAAAGUUGUGUAUAUACCUUCAGAUAAACAGAUUGCUGAUUUUUUGACUAAAGGGUUAACGGGAGAACGGUUUGUCAAAUUGCGUUCAGAAAUAGGAAAUUGUAUAUUUUGAUUUAAAAGUUAAAUAUAUAAAGAUGUUAAAUUAAGAGGGAGUGUUAAAUGAAUAAUUUAGACAUGUAAAGAAAAGUAAAGUUGAUACUUUAAAAGUCUUGAAUGUAUUAAAGAGUUCUUUUAUUAAACAAAAGCAAUUUGUUGUAUGGAAACAGCUGUCAUCUUUUUAAUUAAAUUUGUCACUUCGUCUCUGUCGUUCUUAAGAGUUUGACGCACUGCUGAUUGUAAUUUCUGCUCUUUGAAUAAAAGAUCUUUCUGCCCAUUUAUAAUUUGAACACUAAUUAUUUCUCAUUUAUGAAUAUUGUUAAAGAUUUUAAAUUGCAGCUUAUUAUCGACAAUUUGGUGACAUGACAA